AAAUAGGCAGCUAUAAACACACAUUGUAAACAAAAACUAAUUUUAAUUACCAAAAUUUUGAUAUUUCUAAUUUUGACAGAUAAGAAUUUUUUAAAAUUAUUAUUAAUAUAUUUACAGCAAAACAUAGUUAGAAGAAGUUUUCUUUGUUGGUUUCAAGAUGAGUAAUUCUAUGUUCGUUAAAAGUGAAAGAAUUCAGAAAGCUGUUGCUUUAAUAAAUGGACUGGAACCGCCAAAAUUCCCAUUAUUGUUGAAUCGGAUACUCCAAAAAAUACACUCAAAGGAAGAAGUAUUUACUAAAGAAGAGUGCUCCAAAUUAGAAGUUUCACUGGCAGUUAAUCAAGAGCAACUUAAACUAAUAUUACAGACCCUCACGUUUAUUUUCCAACAGGCAGCAUAUCAUGUAGCUAAACCUGCGGUAUUGAGCCAAAAUUUGCAACAAAUAGAUUUAAAUGAAGAAAAGAUAUCAACCAUUGUUCAAACUUGGGUCACUCAUGCUAAAAAUGUUGUAGAAAAACUCAAGCAAAAAUCUAUUGCUCCAAAACAGCUAAGUGAUGUAAAUUGGGAGUUGAGAUUACAAAUGGCAAACUCUUCUAUGAGUAAAUUAAAAGUUCCAAUAGGUUUAAUGGAACUAACACUAGCUUCAAAUGAGGGAUCAGAAAAACUGCAAAUGGAAUUUUCACAUGAUGAAUUAUAUUCUUUCUAUAAUCAGCUUGAGGUUAUUCAAACUCAAUUAGAUGCCCUUAGAUGAAGAUGUAUUUUCUGCAUUUUGUAAAAUACUGUAUUACUAUUUUAUAUAUUAUGUACUAUCUUAAAUUAUAAUUCUAUUGUAUUUUAUAUUGUAAACUUUUUCAUAAAGAGAUGUUAAUGUACAUUAUUGGUGGUUGAUUAAAAAUUUGUAAUUAUAUUUUA
Parasteatoda tepidariorum (common house spider) is the source of this 909-nucleotide messenger RNA. RefSeq names its product COMM domain containing 10 protein valette (gene Vlet). Lineage: Eukaryota; Metazoa; Arthropoda; Arachnida; Araneae; Theridiidae. The record is from RefSeq and is a predicted model, not a curated record.